UAUGAUGCAACUAUGACGGACUAAUGGAGGCUACUUAUCACCCCUUCUUGCAACAUAUCACUCACCUAUCACAUGCCACUUGAUCCGACAUCUAUGGAGGGCAUUUAAAUUUGACAGGGUCUGUAAGAUUCUAUGCAGUGUCCAGGCACUCGACAUGUGGUCUUCUACCUGUGCUACUCUCACAUACAUAAAGCUAAGGUACACUGCGUCAUUCUCGAUCCACAAGAAGUCGUUGUAUUUUUCUGCAUCAUGUCUAGUAUGGAGUCUGGUGUAGGAACAACAACGCUAGUACCUUUGGAGGCACGAAUUGCUCGUUAUGACGAGUAUUUCGAUCCGCGAUUGUCAACAACCGUCUACAAAAAGACGAACACAGAUAAACAGUCAAAACACCUCAAGAGACUGAAUCAAAAGAAACCAGUCCUUGUCAUCCGACGAGUCAUAGACGACAGAGGCCGAUACACAGGGACUGAAAUUGACAUCCGAAGUCAAGAACUUUGCGAGGUGCUUAUGGAGAUACACCAAGGUGUGGAGGGCUUAGAACUCUCACGAAGUUCCCCUGUCUGUGACACGAAGUUGCUCUUUCUUUCUUUCAACGAGCUCAAGGAACGACUAGAAUUGGAAAGGUCGAAAGGCACGCCAAACGCUCCGCUAAUUUCUGAAAUCGAAGUAGCCCUUUACUUUAUCUUGGAGGAACACAAAACCACCUUCGCUGACCUUCAGUCAUUGACAAGACACGAGUCUAUCACCUUCGAUUUACUUUGGACAUUAUUCCGUCAUGGCAUCCUGGUCUUCAAUCGCCACGAGUUUACCGAGCAGGACCACAUUCUCCAAGUGACGCGCUUUGACAUCGUACAAACAGCUGAAGGAAUCUUCGCUGCAAUAUAUUGCCAUGUGAUCACUGACGACGGCGAGCAUUUUGGAAUUUCUGAACAAGAGCUUUUGAUCCCGUCGUUCACAGGAGAGCGAAAGAUACAAAGCCUGUCUGUUUUUCCUCUCUCCUUACACUCGAAUGAACGCGACAUUCGCAAAUUUGUUGCCACACGAGGUCGGAAAUUUGCAAGCUUGCAAUGUCAGACUUAUGGUGAGAUUUCCGGGAUGGCUGCCUGUGUCGUCAACGAUAAGGAUAUUCGAAAAUGCAGGGCUUCCGGGCGCGUCAUGAUCGAUCCUGGCGCAUUUCGUAUGUUUCAGCCUAACUCUAGUCUCAAUCUCCCGGUUUCUACCCCGUUGAAGCGAGCGGAACUCGAGGAAGAGCAAUACAUGAUCUGCACUCCUGUUAUCAUGGGCUUUUGCUUCAGAACAAAGCAGUGGGGUGGGUUCGCUCUUGACCGCCUGCGGGACGUAUCCUGGUCAUUGGAGCCUUUCAAUCGUCUGGUCCUGGACAACAGACACAAGGAAUUGAUCCAUGCAUUAGUGGAGCAGCACGCAUCGCGUGCGUCGAACUUUGAUGACUUUGUAGAGGGGAAAGGAAAAGGCCUUGUCGGAUUGCUUGCAGGUCCACCUGGAUGUGGUAAGACACUUACAGCGGAAGCAGCAGCAGAGGUGACAAAACGUCCUUUGUAUUGUAUUUCAGCUGGCGAAUUGGGGUCCAGCCCUGAGCAUGUAGAUGACGGUCUGACUCAGAUUCUGGAACUUGCCCAACGGUGGAAAGCAGUCGUUCUUCUCGAUGAGGCAGAUGUUUUUCUGUCACAGAGGGGGCAGACUGAUGUGGAGCGGAAUGCCUUAGUCUCUAUUUUUCUACGGCAGCUGGAAUACUAUCAGGGAAUCAUAUUUUUGACGACCAACUUGGUCUCACAGUGUGAUGCUGCAUUCGAGAGCCGAAUUCACUUCACGGUGCACUACCCGCUGCUGUCUCAUGUCUCGCGCAGACAGAUCUGGAAGACAUUCAUUGAUAAGACAUUGGAUACCAACCAGUCCUUAAUCGGCGAGGCCGAAAUCGAUGCCUUGGCUCGGGAAACGCUCAACGGUCGUCAGAUCAAGAACACUGUGGGAACUUCUCUCUCCCUCUCGUUACAUUCCAAUACACCGCUUUCUGUGGAACACAUCCGUACAGUGCUUGAUUCUAUGCAGGAAUGGAACAAGGCUCGGGAACACCACAACACAAGUUAUUUGGCAUCUGAGCAUAAAUCAGAUUUGCGGGUCGCUGUCCCGGCUGGCAUACGACUUGAAAGUGCAGUGCAUUACAUUGCACACAUCUCGAUUGUUAUUCUUGCAUAUCUCUUCUUGUUUAAGAGUGCAUAAGCUGGCCAAACUUGGCCACAUGUCAUUGAUUGGACUUUAUAUUGCACUACUACGCCCUGGAAUUUAGACACUUAGCUAUGUUUUUACCCGCCACUCAAUGGGCACAAUUCAACACGUAGUACACGGUUGGAUGUCUGUUCUGUAGGGUCUACCGCAUAUUAUCGCAGACCACAUGCCAUUAUAAAUUAGGCUUCAUGUUCGACUGGCUCUGGAAUAGAAACCAUGUGGCGAGAGG
This is a messenger RNA of Suillus discolor, 2473 nucleotides long. RefSeq names its product P-loop containing nucleoside triphosphate hydrolase protein. The coding region runs from base 133 to 2238 and encodes 701 amino acids. The transcript has 10 exons. Lineage: Eukaryota; Fungi; Basidiomycota; Agaricomycetes; Boletales; Suillaceae. Gene Ontology annotation, molecular function: ATP binding; ATP hydrolysis activity. The record is from RefSeq and is a predicted model, not a curated record.